Molecule: messenger RNA, 2070 nt
Organism: Lodderomyces margitis
Lineage: Eukaryota; Fungi; Ascomycota; Pichiomycetes; Serinales; Debaryomycetaceae
Gene: MDG1
Product: Mdg1p
Exons: 2
Coding region: 1-2070 (689 amino acids)
Biological process (GO): signal transduction
Cellular component (GO): nucleus; nucleotide-activated protein kinase complex; cytoplasm
Molecular function (GO): protein kinase binding
Source: RefSeq, a predicted model, not a curated record
AUGUCAGCUCAUUACGAAUUCAAGUGGCCCAAAGGUCCACAAGAAGUUAUUGUUACAGGUACUCUUGAUAAUUGGUCAAAGUCAACCCCGCUUUUCAAACAUGCUGAUGGUACAUUUACCUUACAAGUGCCAUUGCCAGUUAAUAAUGAACCACUUUUGUACAAGUAUAUUGUCGAUGGGGAAUGGCGAGUAAACCCAGACGAAAAAAUCACCAAGGAUUUCGAGGGAAAUGAAAAUAAUGUUUUAGAUCCUGAAGAUUUAAAAGAGUUGGUGAGUAUUCCCGGAGCUUUAAUUCCAGAAUCUGGAUUGGUUUAUGGUCUGAACAAUCACGAUAGUACUACAUCGAAACAACCAGAUGUAUCCACCACAAAUGAGACUACCAAUAAAAAUGAAGGAUUAGCUACUGGAGGAGGUGCAGCAAUUGGCUCAUCUCUGGACGAGUACAAACAUACAGUAUUGCCCAAAGAAGAGCCACAUCAAACAAGCUUGACUGGAGAACCAGGUAUUCAAAUUCCUCAAGACAAGGAAUCAUUGGCUGUCUUUGACCAAUAUGAAUCAACCGAUCCUAAGUCAUUGAAUAAAGAUGUUAAAGAAGUAGGCACUGCCAACACAGAGACAGACGACUUUAACCAAGGGAUCCAAAUUCCACAGGAAACAGCAGCAUUUGAAAAGUUCGAAGACACUGACCCAAAAGUUCUUAACGAGAAUGUCAAGGAAGUUGGAACAGCACCAUCACCAUCGGAAUCGAAAGAUGUAACUGCAGGAGUUAGUGGAGUUCCAGAUGAUACUGCUGCUGCCACUGCUGCUGCCACUAUUGCUGCAGCCGGUGCCGCUGGUGUUGGCGCUGGUACUGAUGACACCAACGCAUCCUCAUCUUCUCCUCCUGUGACUGAGGGAGAGAAAUUGAGAAAAGUCAAGAGGGUGCAGUAUAAAUCUAAGCCAAAUAAAGAUGCCACUGUCCUUGACCAAGAGACAGCUCCCAAUUCUUCAAAAGAUGCCGAAUUCGUCCCUGUACCAGCAGCAAUUGAAACUGGGAACGAGGCAUCCAACCUUGACUACGUCAACGAUGAUUCAAAAGUUACUCCAAGUGAAUUGAAGAAUGAGGCCGCUGAGAAUGAUCAACUUAACAAGGAGGUGCGUGAUGAGUAUGAAAAACCAAAGGACAAAGAUGUGAAUGAACCUUUGGUAGCCACCAAAGAUACCGCAGUUUCUGCUGAAGAUGAUCAACCUAAACACCACUCAACUGCUAAAGUCUUGGGAGCAGCAGCAUUAGGGGGUGCAGGAGGUGCAGGCUUAGGCUCAGCUUUGGCUCUGGAUGCUCAUCCAGAUCAACCUGAAGAUGGUAUCGUACAUAAGGAUUCGGUCCAUGGCCCCUUUUCAUCUGCAAAGGAGGCCAGGGAGUCAGUAUCUGCCGAUCCUCAUGACUCUACUGCUCCAGUUGUUGUUGAUGAUAAGCAUCCCAAAACUUUGGAUCCAAAGGCUGGACAAGAGGAACCAGCUCCUGGUACAACUGCACCAUCAACACUUGCAGCUGAGCCCGAUGUGAAACCAAUCACUGGUUCAGACUUAGACGCUAAAGAAGUGAAUGCUUCUCCAGUGGCCAAGGACGAUGUUCCACACGCAACAGCAGCUCCAAAGAGCAGAGUCAGUGCCGCAGCCCCAGCUCAAGUUGUCGACGAUGAAGGGGACGACAAUGAAGAGGAGGAAAUCAUUAUCGCUCAGGGUAACCAAGAUGACAUUCUCGCUGCCGUUGAGGCCAGCGAAGGUCACGACGUAACUCUUGAGGAGAUAAAACCAACUAAAUCUGAACAAGAAAGACUUACUAGAGAAGCUGAAUUGGCUGCUCAAGAAAAAGGUCCAAUAACAAUCGAGCCAGUUGCUGUUCCAGAAGAAGAGUUGGUCAGUUCAAAGGGAUCAUCAAAGGGUAGUGAUAAACAAUCGAGUUCAAAGGGAAAGGAUGUCACUAGUGUUCCAGUCAAAACUACAAAGAAACAAGAUAAAGGAAAAGAUGAGGAGGAGAAGAAGAAGAAGAAGAAGAGAGGAUUCAGAAGUUUAUUUUCUAGAAAGUGA